AUGGGAUCUAAAAUGACGAAGCUGAAUGAAUAUAUGCUGAUGGAUGUUGAUGCAUUGGACUUUGCGGUAGAUGGGGUGAGCGAAAGUGAAGAAGAAUUACCCUGUGGAAUUGAUAAGGUCAGUAAUGCACCAGUAUACCCUUUCUCAAACUCUUCGAACGUUCCAAAGGAAAAGAAUUUACAUUUUGUAUUUGGUCCCAUAGUCUCUAAGAGUGUAGCAUUCAAUAAGGAGCGGGGUAUCAAUGAAUUGUUCCCUAUGCAUAUUCCCUAUUUUGAAAAUUCUAUUGAAUACACCCAAUAUGUGUCAAAACUUUUUGAAAUCUAUAAAAGCUUGGGACAAGAUAGACAGUUCAACAUUCCCGCUAUAGGGUUAAUUAAGCAUUCUUAUACUUUGGAGCAUAACCAGACUGUUAAUUUGGCUGUUGAGGCAAUGGUUUCCGAGCUGGAGUUCUUCAUUGAGUCCCUAAAAUUUUCUCACAGACACCAAAGGCUUAUUGAUUUAGAGGAGUGUUUGACUAUUCUGAACUGUUUAAAGACCAUCCAAUUCACUCUGGAUUCCGAGGAGGCCGAUUCUCGCAUGAAAAUGAUCAACUCAUUAAUUAACUGGGUGAAUAGAUGUGACGGUGAGCCCAGUGAUUCGGUUAUCGCUGCUAUUCUUGAUAGUGACAGCAAAACGCCAACAAGGGACAAUAUAUUUUACUGGAAGGUACUAUGCCAAUUGAUAUUAAGAGGACUAUUUGAACAAGCAGUUGCUACAAUUAAAAAAGCGGAAUUGUUGUCGUAUCUGGAAAAUAUUUGUCCUACUACAUACACUAUGGUACAAGAUAUGAUCAAUUUGUUACAAAGUUACCCUCGUGAGUCCGAUUCUAUGUUUCGGGAGUGGAAGGAACUGGUUUUGAAUUUGUACAAUGACUGGACGCAAUCUGUGCUAGAAAUACCAUCAUCCCUGAAAUCCUCGCUUGAAGAUGUGCUGCUACUCAUGUCCGGUAAUAAAACAAAGAUACUAUACUAUUCCAAAACAUGGUAUGAAUCUUAUUGUGGUUUGAUGUUGUACUAUAUUCCAUCUCUUCAGCUUUCGGAAGAAUAUUUACAAUUAGCAAUCAAAGAACAUCCUCUUGACGUCACAAAUUCGUGGGAACAAGCCUGCGCAGAUAUCAUUAUGGGGAAGAUCUAUUCGAUUUUACCAAUUUUGGACUCUUUGGAUAAUUGUACUGCAGCUUUCACAGCAUCUAUUUGUGAAGCCAAAGGUUUACUUGAUAACGACCUAAUUGAAGAUGGUAUUUUUGACUACGGGAAUAUUGAGCAUGACAUAUUUGGUGCGAAAACUACAAUGUCUGGUUACUUACUUAACCAAUUCGCCUUAAGCAUUGUUACCAGUGGAGAUAAAAACAUGUGGUAUGUAGCAAUUGGUAUCAUAUCACUAACACCAAACUUUAGCGACACUGCCAAGAGAAUGACAAUUGCAGAAUUGUUGCCACAUUAUCCAUUCCAGACAAACGAUGAUACAGAAUGGAUGUUAACUAUAUGCGCGAAGUGGAAGCUUCCUCAUAUUUCUAGGACAGUGUAUAGAAUAUUGGGUCAAGAAGCGUUAUAUUUGAACAAUGUUAUUGAAGCAAUGUCAAACUUCAGCAAGGCUGGUGAAUUUGAAUGGGUUAAGCACUAUUCAUGGAUGAUUUUUGAGGCAUCGAUUCUACAAGGUUCACCAUUAGAAGACGAAGUCGUGAAUGCUAUUAUCAUGAGUAAUGAGCACUCCGAGAUACCUAAGGAACUAGUGGAUGCUAUGGUAACCCCAGCAAUGAAGCAGUCUUUGUCACCUUACGCAGUUCUUUUUGAGUUUUAUAUCGCAAUUGACGGUAAAAGGUGGGACGAGGCAUUAGAACUGCUACUGUCAUUAAUUGAAUUCCAAUACUUACCACAGAAGUACUUAGUCCUGUUGUUAGGCAGGUUUUUGUUUCCAAUAUAUCUUCAGGAUGACGACAAAGUUAUGAGGGAACAAGAAGUCCUGCGGGUGAUUAAAGCCCUUGAUAAACUAGGCGACGUACCCAACGAAGUUUCUUGUGCCAUGUAUCGAGAAUUAUUAACUAAAAGCGAUGACUUACCUAAUGAGAUAUCGUCACUCCUGGUAGCCAUUAGGACGAAACUAAGUUUGAAACUAUGCCGUGAAUUCAUGUAG
This is a messenger RNA of Eremothecium sinecaudum, 2172 nucleotides long. It is a transcript of the gene NUP85, whose product is annotated as Nup85p. Bases 1 to 2172 code for a protein of 723 amino acids. Gene Ontology annotation, biological process: positive regulation of DNA-templated transcription; mRNA export from nucleus; protein import into nucleus. Gene Ontology annotation, molecular function: structural constituent of nuclear pore. The transcript has a single exon. NCBI's taxonomy places the organism in Eukaryota, Fungi, Ascomycota, Saccharomycetes, Saccharomycetales, Saccharomycetaceae. The record is from RefSeq and is a predicted model, not a curated record. Gene Ontology annotation, cellular component: nuclear pore outer ring.